AUGCUUGCACUUCCCACCGUUCUCGCCCUUGCGGGCAUGCUGUCCGUAGCCUCAGCACAGGACGUCAAUAUCGAGGCCGCGGCAAAUCAGUGCACCCAGGCAGGGGGGCCUUGCGACCUUCUGGCACAGCGCGUGGAGGAGGGGGGGAAGCAAAACACCCUUGGGGCUCAGAGGGACUUUUUGUGCGAGAAGCCAAGUGUCCUCGAUCUCGAGGAUACGUGCUUCCAGUGCUUGACGGACAAAGGUCUGCGCACACCCGCGGACGAGGACAAGUACAAGGAAGUCUAUGAACGGCUGGACAACAAUUACUGCAAAGCGCCCGUUGUAAAGACGUCUUACAGAGACGCGUACGUCAAGGCCGAGUAUGGCAUCAGCGACGCCCAGGGCCCAGACGUCAAUUCCACGGCAAAUGCAGGCGCAACACUGGACGGUUGUGAAGACGAAGGCCUGAAUGCCACCGUCUCUACGUCCAAUUCUACGGUCAACGCGACUGCUCCCGGCGUGUCGGCGGGCAACGGUCCCAUCAUCCCAACCGGCAUUCAAUGGAUCUACACCUACGCCGCUCAGCAACAACCGGACGGCGCCGUCUUCGGCCUGUACGUUUGCGCCAAGUGCCACUUGGUCGCCAAGCCAGGGGGUGGCUGCGAGUUUGUAUGCACAGUCCCCAUGGCGGUAGAAGGCAACAAGACGCGCAUCAGCGAGGGCGAGGCCAAGGAACUGCCUUCUGCUCCCAAGGAUCUUCCCAAGGCGCCUGAAAACGACGUGGAAAAGAAGAGCGUCGUCGUCCCGACCGAGAACAUCCAGAAGGUCUGUCAAUGCCGAUACGUCAGCCCCCCUCAGCCCGUCGGCGGCAAUGGCCAGGGCGUCCCCGGCCAGUCCAACAAUGACAUGCCCGCUGGCCCCAAAGUCGAGAAGCCCCAAGGCUCAGCCUGGUUCCCCGGUGCUGCUCCCGGUGUUGAGAAAUCGGACAGCCUGGUUCCUGGCGUCGGCCCCAAUACUGUGAGCUCCGCUGGCUCAGGUUCCGGCCCGAGCAGCCCCGAGGCCGUCGGCUCCAACGGCUCGGGUUCCGGUCCCAGCUCCGAGGCUGAUAUUUCGGACAACUCUAUCCCCAGCAGCUCCGGGGCUGGUGUCAAGCCCGAUGGCGAUGCCGCUGGACUAUUCCAGCCAUCCCUCUCUGGCUCUGCCGGUCUUCCUUCAAACACCGAUGGCGCCAACCUGCCUCCCAUCGUCAGUGCCGCUUCUGCUGGCACCAUGCCGGCAUCCGUGGCCCUCGUCUUCUUGGCUGCAAUGGCCCUUCUUUUUUAA
Molecule: messenger RNA, 1305 nt
Organism: Metarhizium album ARSEF 1941
Lineage: Eukaryota; Fungi; Ascomycota; Sordariomycetes; Hypocreales; Clavicipitaceae
Exons: 2
Coding region: 1-1305 (434 amino acids)
Source: RefSeq, a predicted model, not a curated record